AUGGGCUUCGACAUCGCCCCAGCCCUCAUCAUAUUCCUCGUUAUCCUCGGAGCAGGCGCGCUCGUCUGCUGCGGUUUCGCUGUCUACCGGUUCUACGGCGGAGAGCCUGAAGAUGACUCAAGACGUUUCCACAGAAGCCCAGAGCAAGACUCCUAUAUGCGAGAAGUGCGGGAACGAAGUUGGCGCAAGCUACCCCAGCUGGUGUUCCGAACAAUGCAGUGCAAGUUCUUCACUCUACCACGCAUGCGGUCGUUGCCAUGA
Molecule: messenger RNA, 261 nt
Organism: Alternaria triticimaculans
Lineage: Eukaryota; Fungi; Ascomycota; Dothideomycetes; Pleosporales; Pleosporaceae
Exons: 2
Coding region: 1-261 (86 amino acids)
Source: RefSeq, a predicted model, not a curated record